AUGACCCUGAUGAUCCCAGGGAGAACUCAGUGUUCCUUAGAUCUUAUUGUGGAUAACAAGAUCAAGGAUUUUCUCAGAAUCCAGAUCUCAUGUAUCAGCAUCACCAUGCCAGGCAAACUGUCCUCCUGCCCUGCGGGGAUGGCUGUCACCAGCUGUGCUUGUGGCUACGGCUGCGGUUCGUGGGAUGUCCAGUUGGAAACCAGGUGCCACUGCCAGUGCUCUGUGGUGGACUGGACCACUGCCCGCUGCUGCAGGCUGGCCUGA
Molecule: messenger RNA, 264 nt
Organism: Carlito syrichta (Philippine tarsier)
Lineage: Eukaryota; Metazoa; Chordata; Mammalia; Primates; Tarsiidae
Gene: RETNLB
Product: resistin like beta
Exons: 4
Coding region: 1-264 (87 amino acids)
Cellular component (GO): extracellular region
Molecular function (GO): hormone activity
Source: RefSeq, a predicted model, not a curated record